Melanaphis sacchari is the source of this 6604-nucleotide messenger RNA. RefSeq names its product insulin-like receptor. Gene Ontology annotation, molecular function: ATP binding; insulin receptor substrate binding; insulin receptor activity. The coding region runs from base 1820 to 6289 and encodes 1489 amino acids. Gene Ontology annotation, biological process: positive regulation of phosphatidylinositol 3-kinase/protein kinase B signal transduction; positive regulation of MAPK cascade; cell surface receptor protein tyrosine kinase signaling pathway. The record is from RefSeq and is a predicted model, not a curated record. Gene Ontology annotation, cellular component: axon; insulin receptor complex; membrane. Lineage: Eukaryota; Metazoa; Arthropoda; Insecta; Hemiptera; Aphididae. The transcript is spliced from 23 exons.
GUGUACGCGCGCGAAGCAGAUCGCACUUGUCUGCGACGUAUCUAUACACCGUGCGGCGUGCUAUAUUGUAUUGCUGUAAUAGUUGUACGAUCAAAAUAUUAUAUUGUUAUUGUCGUUGUCGUAACGCGUUGUAAUAACACAUCGUACGAUAUAAAACAUUGUUAUUAACAUAAAAAAUAUCGUUAAGUACUGUAAAAAAUUGUAGUCGUUGAAGACAAUAAUUAUUAUUAUUUACAUUCUCCGAAACCGCGUCCGAGAGUGUACCGCAAAAACCGUCCGUUCGUCCGUAUUCCGUUAUUGCUGUAACAAUAUAUUUUUCCGUACUGCGAAAGUGUGCGAUUUCGCGUACGAUGUCAUCGACAGUCGACACGAUAUAAUAAACAUUUUACCUUACACCUGAUACAGUGAUACAUAUUUUUAGAAUGAUAUAUUGUUUGCCGCGUACGCAAAUAUAAUAUUAUAAAUAAUACGUAUUAUCAUAUCUGUAUACAACUGUAGCAAUCGGCACGGGCUAUAGCACUAGUCGAUAGAGUAAUACGUUAAAAUAAUAUAAUAUUAUUGAAAUAGUGUGUGCAAAUAUAUAAGAACAGUAAUAAUAAUAAUAAUAAUAAAGAGGAAAAAAAACGUGACAUACGCAUGGUGUAUGAUAAUGGUACAUAAUUGUUGCGAGAACAUUAUUACACACAUCUCGACGUAUAUAAUAUCUGAUAUAAUAUUCUCAUUCAUUAAAACAGCCGAGUGCAUAUAAUAAUAAUAAUAAUAAAAUAAACAUCGAUUUCGUGGACGGUCGGUCGUCUCACGUCGCCGCCGCCGUCAUCGUCACCACUGCCGCCGCCACCGCCGUCGUCGCUGCCAUACUAUAAGUCCGUCGUACUCCGUACUCGCGUUUUAUCCGUAUAUCAUGAUAUACAAUAAUAAUAUUAAUUAAUUAUUAUUUUUUAUUAUUUAUCGUAUACAAAAAAACAACAAGAACGCCAUAACUUAAUUGGUAAUUACGAAAAACCACCGACAUCACAAUAAUAAAUCGUACGCAGUUUAUUUUAAAGUAUUGUAUUAUUAUUAAUUAUUAUUUUUUUAUAAUUAUUAACAGUUCAUAAUAAAAUAAAUAACAUUUAAUAAUAAUUUAUUAUAAAAUCGCGUUUUCGUGCGACCGUGUUGACGAAUCCGGGUUUUUCCGUUAUGAUAUUAUUUCGCGUUGUUUUGAUCGCAUCGAGCUCCGGUGUCAUUGACCUUUUCUCCGCGGUGCGUGUUGUGUUGACAAUGGCGGAGCGACGCGCUUGCUGUGCGCAUUUUUCUGUUAAAAACGUCCUCCGCUGAGGGCAAUAGUUUAACGUUGCUCAGUUUUCGCGAUCGUUUUAACAACGUAGUAUCGUUCGCUCCGUUUUAAUAAUAUAAUAUACGCAACGAUCUCGUCGCCGUGUCGAAGAUUACGAAUGCGGUUGAUCGUAUUGCAGUCGUGUUGCACAUUCGAUGUACAUAUUAUAAUAUUAUUGUGCGUGUACUACAAUACCUGCAGAGUGUAACGACGACGAGUGAUUGAAAAAUAUAAAAUUAUGACCUGUGUGCGCAACAGUGUAAUAAAUAUUUUAAUCAUCGUUAUUUCAGUAAUAAUAUAAUAUUUUAUAAUAUAAUAAUAUUAUUGUAAUUCGUGAUCGUCGUCGUUCUACUCCGCCGUCGCCGAGUCGAGUGUUUUUCUGAUCUAAACGAAAUAAACAAGUGUGUACUCGCACCCCGCCGUGUUCCCAAGAUUCGAAUUACGGAUAAUGCGUCACACCAACACGAAUUGAAAAGAUUAACUAUGUAAAUACAUUUUAUUAUAAUGUGUGGAGAGUGUGACAAAAUACGCUGUUUACGUGACAGCUGCCCUGGCUUGGGCGGAUGUCGAUUAUGUGGGAAUUUUUCUUCCAAUACUUACUAUGAACAUUACAAUAUUUUAAGAUCUUCAACAUCAACUGAUUUUUCCAAAGUUAAUCCAAAACAUUAUCAAAAACCAUGGUUGAUAGCUUCAAAAUCUAUAUGGAAAUCUGACUUUCUAAGUAUAGCUUUAUGGUGUGUUGCUAUACUUAGUAUCAGUCAAACAUCUGCUGAACACCAAACACAAAUUACAAGUUUACCUCCAAUGGCCACUCAACCUACAAAUAAUAGUGCAGUACACUUCUCAGCUGGAAGAAUAUGUCCAAGUAAAGAUAUUAGAAAUAAAGCUGAAAAUCUGAAUGCUCUUCGUGGUUGUAGAGUUAUUGAAGGGUUCCUUCAAAUAGUUUUAAUUGAUAAUGCAAAUGAAACAAGUUAUGAAUCUUUAUCAUUCCCUGAGUUAAGAGAAAUUACUGGUUAUUUAUUAUUAUAUCGUGUAAAUGGCUUAAAAUCACUUGCUAAACUUUUCCCUAAUCUGUCUGUAAUCCGAGGACAAGACUUAUUUAUGUCAUAUGCUAUUGCAAUUUAUGAAAUGGUUCAUUUGCAAGAAUUGGGCUUGUACAAUUUAAGGGAUGUUGUUAGAGGAGCUGUUUACAUCACUAAAAACCCAAUGCUUUGUUUUACACAAACUAUUGACUGGAUAAGAAUUGCGCCAUCUGGGAAAGAAUCACAUGAUAUAUAUGAUAAUCGUCCUGUAAAUGCAUGUCCUGUAUGUCCAUGGACAAAUGACAAAAGUUGUUCUGUUUCUAAUUAUACUAAUGAACCUUUAUGUUGGAAUACUGAGCAUUGUCAAAAAGUUUGUCCAUCAGAAUGUGGUAAUCUAAGUUGUACUGAAGAUGGCACGUGUUGCCAUGAACAGUGUCUUGGAGGUUGUACUGGUCCUAAUCAUGAUGAAUGUUUUGCUUGUAAAUAUUUAGCAGAUGAGCGGGAUUGUGUGAAAGAAUGUCCAGUUGAUACAUUAACAUAUCAAAACCGGCGUUGUAUUGUGGAACGUGAUUGUUAUCGUAUGCCACGAUCAAGAGACUUACAAAAUGGGUUACAUUUACAAUCAUGGAAACCUUUUAAUAAUAAAUCUUGUGUAAUGGAAUGUCCUCCUGGAUUUGAGGAAGUUCCUACUGAGAACAUUUAUGGAAAAGUAUUUAAAUGCCAAAAAUGUUCUGGACCGUGUCGUAAAGUUUGUAUUGCAGCUAAUGUAGAAAGUAUCCAGUCUGCACAAAAACUAAAAGGAUGUGUUAUUAUUAACGGAUCAUUAGAAAUACAAAUUCGCGGUGGUAUGAACAUUGUAAAAGAAUUAGAAGAAAGUUUAAGUAUGAUUGAAGAAAUUACUGGCUACUUAAAAGUGGUUAGAUCAUUUCCAUUAGUAUCAUUAACUUUUUUAAGAAAAUUACAUGUAAUUAGAGGAGAAAUAUUAGAAAGUUCAAAGUAUGCAUUAGUUGUUUUGGACAAUCAAAAUUUAGUUGAAUUGUGGGAUUGGAGUACUCGAAAACCUGAUGGUGAAUUACGAAUUGAACGUGGGCAGAUAUUUUUCCACUUCAAUCCAAAGCUUUGUAUAUAUAGAAUAAAGCAAUUACAAGCUAAUUUAGGUGAUAGAUUUAAAAUUGUAGAUGAUUUGGAAGUAGCACCCAAUUCAAAUGGCGAUAAAAUGGCUUGUACAGUUAAAAAAUUGAAUGUAUCAACAGAAGUUGUACUUUCAAAUUCAGUUCUAUUGAAAUGGCGACCUUUUGAACAUUAUGAUACUCGUACAUUGUUAGGCUAUGUAGUUUAUUACUUAGAAGCGCCAUAUAAAAAUGUUUCUCUCUAUGAUGGUCGAGAUGCUUGUGGUGGAGAUGGAUGGAAAACAGAUGAUGUGGAAUCAACAGAAAUUACUACUGAUGAUUUAGUUGCUCUUAUAACAGGACUGAAACCUUAUACACAGUAUGCAUAUUAUGUAAAAACAUAUACAAUGGCUUCAGAAUCUAAUGGUGCACAAAGUGAUAUAAAUUAUUUUCGUACUAUGCCAGGAACUCCAAGUCCUCCACAAAAUCUUCGUGUUAAAUCUGUGACUGCUGAUAGUAUAAGCAUUGAAUGGAUGCCUCCUGCUGAACCCAAUGGUCAACUUAAGCAUUACAUCAUUAAAUAUACAUCAAUUAACAUAUCUGGGGAUUCGUUAUUGAAAAGGGAUUAUUGUCAGAAUAGUCCAAAUGUGAAUGAAUUUGCUGAUAAUUAUUCUGGAUAUAAAGCUGAAACAAUUAAUAAUGAUCAAAAAGAAAAUUGUAAUUGCACUGAUCAACCAGAAAAAAAACAAUCUAAACUUAAAGAUGAACAACAAAUCCAAAUAAUGAUAGAGUUUGAAAAUAACUUGCAGAACAUUUUAUAUGUUAAGACUAAUAAUCCUCCUAAAAGUGAUACUUUACCGAAGAAAAAACGUGAUUUAUCAAAUUUUGAACCACAGGAAUUUCCAAAUAGUACUAUUUCAAAAACUGUUGUAUCUGAUGCAGAUAAAAAUUUGGAAAAUGAAAAUAAGAAAAUAGUAGUUCCUAGUAAUCAGUUGACCUAUACGUUGCAUGAAAAUUUAACUCAUUUUACUAGUUAUAAUAUUGAAUUAUAUGUGUGUAGAGAAUGGCUCAAAAAUGAAAACAAAGAGUCAAAUCAGAACAUUAGUAAUUGUAGCAUUCAAAAAGCAAUGACCACUGCUCAAACAAGUAAAAAAGAUUCUGCAGAUAGAAUUGAUCCUUCUAGUGUUAAAGCUGUUAAUACAAAUGAUACCAACCUUGGUUCAAUUAAGAUAUUUUGGAAAGAGCCUGAAAUUUCAAAUGGACCUAUCGUUAGCUAUCAGUUAGAAUACAAAAAAGUUGGAGAUAAUCUUAAUAAUCCACCUGUUGUUUGUAUAACCAGACAGCAGUAUCAGCAAUCUGAUUACUCGCACACUUUAUCAAAUGUAGCACCUGGAAAUUAUAGUUUUCGAUUACGUGCAAGGUCAUUAGCUGAUUAUGGAGAAUUUACACAAUAUAGCUAUUUUUUAAUUCCUGAGGUGCUUUCAAUUACUACUCCUCAAUUGAUGUUUAUUAUCUUCAUGGUUACUGGAAUGAUUGGUGCUGUAAUUAUGUUGAUAUUCUAUGUUUUACAUCGUUAUUAUAAAAAUAAAUUAGCUUCAACAAGAUUAUUCGUCACAUGCAAUCCGGAUUAUGUUAGUUGUGAAUAUCAAACUGAUGAAUGGGAAAUUCCUCGUGAUGAUGUGGAAGUUUUAGAACCAUUGGGUCGAGGUUCUUUUGGAAUGGUAUACCGUGGUAAUUGGAAGAAAAAAGAAAAUGAAAUUGUACCAUGUGCAAUUAAGACCGUUACUGAAAAUAACAAUAUGAGUGUUCGGCAUGAUUUUCUUUCAGAAGCUAAUGUUAUGAAGGAAUUUUGUUCAGCUCAUGUUGUACGCCUAUAUGGUGUUGUAUCACAAGGUCAACCAGCAUUUGUUCUAAUGGAAUUAAUGCCUCAAGGUGAUCUCAAGUCAUAUUUGCUUAAACAUCGUCCAGAUAUGGCAACAGAUCCUUCUCUUAAACCUCCUACAUUAAGGGAUAAUUUACGUAUGGCUAUUGAGAUUGCUGAUGGAAUGUCUUACCUUUCAUUCAAAAAAUAUGUUCAUAGGGAUUUAGCAGCUAGAAAUUGUAUGGUUAGUGAUAAUAACAUAGUUAAAAUUGGAGACUUUGGUCUUACAAGAGAUAUUUAUCAGACAGAUUAUUAUAGAAAAGAUUCUGAAGGUAUGAUGCCAAUUCGAUGGAUGGCUCCAGAAAGUCUUCAGUCUGGUCUUUUCACUUGUUUUUCUGAUGUCUGGAGUUAUGGGAUAGUUUUAUGGGAAAUGGUGACAUUAGCAGCUCAACCAUAUAGAGGUGAGAUGGAUAAGAAUGUCAUAACUUAUGUUAGUAGUGGUGGUAUAAUGGAAAAACCGGAUAACUGUCCUGAUAUUAUAUAUGAUUGUAUGAAACUUUGUUGGCGUUUUAAAGCUUCAGAACGUCCUACAUUUGCUGAAAUAGUAAAAAUGUUCUUGCCAUGCGCUCGUGCAGAUUUUGCACAAACGUCCUUUUAUCAUAAUGAAUUACAGUCUGAAAUACAACGACUUGAUGUAUCUGAAAAUGGUAUCACUGAAACUGAGUCUUUGGAGAGAGAGCGUAAGCAAAUUGAAAGAGACCAAAUUACAACAGCAUUAGAAAAUCAAGCACAUUAUUGGGGAGGGUCAUUGCCUGGUGAACGGUUAGCACCAAAAGCAGAUCUGGAAGAAGAUGAUGAUGAUGAAGAAGAUUCAGAUAAUGAGUUGCAACGGUUACAUAUUGAAAACUUUGUAUGUAAAAGGCCACCUAACGGAUAUAUGUCCAUACAUAAUGGUAAUGGUAUAAAUACCACUAUAUGCUGACCGUAAUUUUAUUAUUAUUAUAUAUAUAUAUUUUUUUUUAAUAGAAGUAAUUUUUUAGAUCAAACUUUUUUUCUCUUUUAUAUGGUAUAUUUUGUUUUUAUAUUUAUAUAGUUCCUAAUUGUUGUGUCAAAUAUGCAGAGAUGGGUCUAUGUUAUGUGUAUAGAUAUUUAUUUUAUAGAUAAAUCACACAAUUAAUAUUUUGUAUAUAAUAUAUACAUACAUACACACAUUUAAAUAUGUUAUAUCAAUAAUAUUAAAAUGUGUGUGAUUUUCUUUAAGUAUACACUAAACAGUUCAUUCUUUUUAUUUUUUAAA